AUGCGCGCCCAAGGCAAUGGAUUCGGCAUAACGGGCUGGGCUGUUGGAGUUGGUAUGACCACUCUCGUCAACCCGAUCAUGUUCGACAGUCUUCAGAGCCGGAGUUAUUUCCUUCUUGCUGGUCUCAAUCUUCUUUGGGUCCCCAUAGUCUACCUCUUCUAUCCCGAGACGCGCAACCGGUCACUGGAGUCAAUCGAAGCCCUGUUUUCAACACCUAGCCCGUUCUACUGGGCCAUGGAACGAGCCUACCAGCAGCAUGGGAAUGUGCUUGUGGAGCAUGGCACCACCAUCACGUCUGACGAGGAGAUCAGCAAGUAUAUCAUGGACCCGGGAUAUUCGCAGAAAGCGACUUGA
Molecule: messenger RNA, 354 nt
Organism: Aspergillus melleus
Lineage: Eukaryota; Fungi; Ascomycota; Eurotiomycetes; Eurotiales; Aspergillaceae
Exons: 1
Coding region: 1-354 (117 amino acids)
Biological process (GO): carbohydrate transport; transmembrane transport
Cellular component (GO): membrane
Molecular function (GO): carbohydrate:proton symporter activity
Source: RefSeq, a predicted model, not a curated record